UUUUAGUAAGUAGCCAGACGUAAGUCGUCCAUUUAUCAUCAUCAACUUAAGAUAAGAGGAGUGGACCCUCACCUCUCAACAUCUGCUUUCAUAUUCCUAUCCAUGAAGUCCCAGGUGUACAUAAGAGUUUCGAGAGUCCAAAGAAGCAUGGAGGACAUUCUUUGGUGGCAGGUGUAUUUAGGCAUUGUUUCAUGCAACGGCUCAUGGAUACAGUUGGCAUGGCUACUAAGAAGCGCCUCUAGCGCUGUUCUAAGACAAAAGACGUCCCAACACGCUAUACGUUUUAGGAUGUCAAGAUACUUUCCCCUUCUAACCAUAUUAUCAAACAGUUACCGUACAUCAUCAUAUAAAGGUCAGUGGAGGUAUCAAACUUAUACUGACGUGAGCCCGUGAGUUUUCAGAGAUGGUGGUUGUAUGGAAGAUAUGCGAUGGUUUUCUAUCCUUGAAGCUUUCAAUAAAACUAACUGGUAUACAAGCGGACGUGACUUCAUUACAAGCCUGGUUUCCUUUUG
Messenger RNA from Aspergillus piperis CBS 112811, 512 nucleotides. RefSeq lists its product as uncharacterized. Bases 103 to 393 code for a protein of 96 amino acids. NCBI's taxonomy places the organism in Eukaryota, Fungi, Ascomycota, Eurotiomycetes, Eurotiales, Aspergillaceae. The transcript has a single exon. The record is from RefSeq and is a predicted model, not a curated record.